Molecule: messenger RNA, 5184 nt
Organism: Pteropus alecto (black flying fox)
Lineage: Eukaryota; Metazoa; Chordata; Mammalia; Chiroptera; Pteropodidae
Gene: DNAJC16
Product: DnaJ heat shock protein family (Hsp40) member C16
Exons: 15
Coding region: 415-2769 (784 amino acids)
Source: RefSeq, a predicted model, not a curated record
CUUAGCCUCGCUAGGAGGCACGUUUUGACCUCUUUGGUCACGACCAUCCCUUUUAAUCCAGCCAAAGAGCGCUCCUCGUUCCUAUGGCAACCGUGCCUGGUCCACGCGCAGACGGCGGGUGACAAGGGUCAAAACAGAUUCUAAGACUAGACGCUCUCUACCUGUUCAGUCCGUGCCUGCGAUGCGCCGGGCCUUUAAGUAUCACGUGACUCCCUUCAGGCUUGUCUCCUCCUCCUUCCCCUCCCCAGGCCCCGGCGAGCGCUAGUGUGGACCGGAGGCUCCCAGCCGGCGGACUAACUGGAUCUCGGACGCUGCAGUCAUUUAGGCCGGUGCCCUUUCCCGGUAACUCCUUCCCGGCGUGACGCGCGGAGCCGCGGACGCGGCGGGACCGGGCAGCUCUGGGAAGGAAGAGAAAUGGAAGUGAAAAAGUUGAGCAUAUCCUGGCAGUUCUUGAUAGUUCUGGUUCUGAUCCUGCAAAUUCUGUCUGCGUUGGAUUUUGACCCAUACAGAGUCCUAGGGGUCAGCCGAACAGCCAGUCAGGCUGAUAUUAAAAAGGCUUAUAAGAAGCUCGCCCGGGAAUGGCAUCCUGACAAAAACAGAGAUCCUGGAGCAGAAGACAAGUUUAUUCAAAUUAGCAAGGCUUACGAGAUUCUUUCCAAUGAAGAAAAGAGAUCAAAUUACGAUCACUAUGGAGAUGCUGGAGAGAACCAGGGCUACCAGAAGCAGCAGCAGCAGCAGCAGCGAGAGUAUCGCUUCCGCCAUUUCCAUGAAAAUUUUUAUUUUGAUGAAUCUUUUUUUCACUUCCCUUUUAAUUCUGAGCGGCGGGACUCCAUUGAUGAAAAGUAUUUAUUGCACUUUUCACAUUAUGUGAAUGAAGUGGUUCCAGAUAGCUUCAAGAAACCCUACCUCAUUAAGAUCACCUCAGACUGGUGCUUUAGCUGUAUCCAUAUCGAGCCUGUUUGGAAAGAAGUAGUUCAAGAACUGGAAGGAUUGGGUGUGGGAAUCGGCGUGGUCCACGCUGGGUAUGAGAGGCGCCUGGCCCAUCACCUGGGAGCACACAGCACACCCUCUAUCUUGGGGAUCAUAAACGGGAAAAUCUCCUUCUUCCAUAAUGCGGUUGUCCGUGAGAACCUACGGCAAUUCGUAGAGAGUCUUCUUCCGGGGAACUUGGUGGAGAAAGUUACAAAUAAAAAUUAUGUCAAAUUCCUCUCUGGCUGGCAGCAGGAGAAUAAACCACACGUCCUUCUGUUUGACCAAAUGCCUGUUGUACCCCUGCUGUACAAGUUGACCGCUUUUGCAUACAAAGAUUAUUUGUCAUUCGGAUAUGUCUGUGUGAGUUUGAGAGGGGCGGAAGAGAUGACGAGGCAGUUCAACGUCAAUGUCUAUGCCCCCACCAUGCUGGUCUUUAAAGAACACGUCAACAAGCCUGCAGAUGCUAUCCAGGCCCGCGGUAUGAAGAAACAGGUCAUUGAUGACUUCAUCACCCAAAACAAGUAUCUGUUGGCAGCCAGGCUCACCAGCCAGAAGUUGUUCCAUGAACUCUGCCCCGUGAAACGGUCUCACCGACAGAGGAAGUACUGUGUGGUUUUACUGACUGCCGAGGCCACCAGGUUGAGUAAGCCCUUCGAGGCCUUCCUGUCCUUUGCCCUGGCAAACACACAAGACACAGUGAGGUUCGUGCACGUCUAUAGCAACCGGCAGCGGGAGUUUGCCAACACUUUACUUCCAGACAGUGACACAUUUCAAGGAAAGUCAGCGGUGUCUAUCUUAGAAAGGCGCAACACAGCCGGCAGGGUGGUAUAUAAAACCCUGGAGGAGCCCUGGGCAGGGAGCGAGAAUGAUAAAUUCACGCUUUUGGGUUAUCUCGACCAGCUGCGGAGAGACCCAGCUCUUCUGUCCUCGGAAGCUGUGCUCCCCGACUUGACCGAUGAACUUGCCCCCAUUUUUCUCCUUCGGUGGCUCUACUCCGCUUCUGACUACAUCUCGGACGGCUGGGACAGCGUGUUUCACAGCAACUGGCGGGAAAUGAUGCCUCUCCUGUCGCUGCUCUUCUCCGCCCUCUUCAUCCUCUUCGGCACCGUCAUGGUUCAGGCUUUCAGUGACUCAAAUGAUGAGCGAGAGUCCAGCCCUCCAGAUAAAGAGGAAACCCAGGAGAAGGCCGGGAAGACCGAGCCCAGCUUCGCCAGAGAAAACAGCAGCAAGUUUCCCAAAAAAGGCUUUGUGGAGGUAACCGAACUCACAGAUGUAACGUACACCAGCAACUUGGUACGCCUGAGGCCAGGCCACAUGAAUGUCGUCCUCAUCCUGUCGAAUUCCACCAAGACCAGCCUGCUACAGAAGUUCGCUUUGGAGGUCUACACAUUCACCGGGAGCAGCUGCCUACACUUCUCCUUCCUGAGUCUAGAUAAACACAGAGAAUGGCUUGAAUACUUAUUAGAAUUCGCUCAAGAUGCAGCCCCGAUCCCAAACCAGUAUGACAAGCAUUUCAUGGAACGUGACUAUACUGGUUAUGUACUGGCUCUGAAUGGCCACAAGAAAUACUUCUGCCUCUUUAAGCCCCAAAAAACAGUGGAAGAAGAGGAGGCCAUGGGGGCAUGCGGUGGUCUUGACUCUCCCCUCCAUCUGGGUGACUCUCGGGGGAAAUCUUCCUGUGGCCUUGGAUCCAGGCCCAUCAAAGGGAAAUUGAGCAAGUUGUCCUUGUGGAUGGAACGCCUGUUGGAAGGCUCCUUGCAGAGGUUUUAUAUUCCCUCUUGGCCUGAGCUAGACUGAGAGGAUUUCAAAGAGAGACUUGAACUCUUCAGACUUUUUAGCAGGCCCCUGCAAACAGGUAUUUUCAGGACUCAAACAAUCACAGCGGACAGUAUAGAUUUUAGAUUAUUCUUCUAGAACAGUGGCUAGAAGAAUCUUUCUUUUGUCCUGUUCUAACCUAGGAGCGAAAAACACAAGUCGACUUCCGUAGAUCAAAAUAUUUCCUUUGGGUUUUUUCCCUCGUUUGAAUGCCACACUAUCUACAGCAGACUGCUCGUCCCUCCUCCUUUGUCAUGCCCGUCACGCGCUCACAGCACCCUCCCCUGUCCUGUCCCUGCUAGUGGGGAAGCGCAGAUGCUCACCCCACAGCGGGACCUGGAUGGAAUCUCACGAGCCUGGUGUGCUGGCCGCUGGUUGGGUCAUUUUCCCUUCCUCCCCGUCCCGGCCCCGCUGGGCUUCUGCCACAGUGCACGCUGUCAGAGUGGAACGACCCGCAGCAGCUCUCUAGGCCCUGCGUCUGGAAAGAGGCCUCGUUCCAAGCAGUCUUACCUUUGAUGGUUUUUCAGGUAGUAAGUGGCUAACGUCGACUUUGGGGGUAUCCCCCUUCAGCAGUUUGUCAGCCAUUUUUACAAGGUUUUACAAGGAUAGAGAUGGGUGGAAUAGACUGCGUGUGAGUUGGGUGUUCUUCCUAAGGCAAGACAAGGGAGGGCUGGGCGGUGAUUGAAGUGACCCCUUUGUGAGCGCCCCACCAGCCGCCUCCCCAGCUCUAAGCGUAGCCAGGAGGAACAUGCACUGUAAUGUACUGUAAUGACUUGAGCCAUUUACGUGUAUGUUUUCAGAUGCCUUUCUCCCUCUGUCAGUUUUAGGGUAUGAAUAUUAGGAGCCACGACUUUAACCUUGUUCUCUGAACGUAGAGAUAAGCUGCUAUAAGCCGGUAGAUGGUAAACUGAAGACGCGUUCUCCCACCUGCCGAGUCAGGCGCGGGGAACCUCUUCACUCCCGUGGUGUCUCUUUAGUAAAAUACCAGACGUGUCUUUGUAUCAAGGAACCUGACAUUUCUCAACAAUUGUAUUUUGAACACUGUUACCCCAAAAGUGCUGUAUCUUCAUAUCCUCUUUUGUGACAAGUGAACCAAGACUGGUUCUAGACUCCUGUUUUGCAAAGUCUUACUUUGAGCUUCUGGCCUACAUUUGACGUCUCCUCUUAACUGUUUCACUCUUAACAUACAGCUGCUUCACCAGUAACAGGGUCAGACGUGUCAUCAGCUUGCUGAGCCACAGCGUGCGGUGGACUCCAGGCUGGAUCAUACUGGCCAGUUAGAGAACUUACCUUUUCUUUUUCAGAGCAAAACCACCAGUGGAGUUAGGACAGCCUCGGCGAGUUCUCUGGUCAGAUAUCAAAGGCACUUUGUAACGUGAAGGGUCAGAAUCCGUGAUGGAACAAAAGAAGUUAUUAUUUUCUUUAAACAUCAUUGUUUUAAACCAAGCCAUUUGGAUCCUGAACAAUUUAAAUAUUGAGCUCCAGUGGCAAGUGAUAAAUUAUUCAAGCCCAGGAAUUCUUAUAGUUUUCAUGGAAUCCGUAGUUUUAUGAAAAAAAUAAAAUCACCACCAGGCUUCAUUUUUCCACUUGAUCCUCUAAAAGUGGACGCUUACUCCGAUCGCCACAUCUCAUGGCCCCUGGGCCAGGUAGAAAUGAUCACAGUCCACAAAAUAAAACUUUCUGGGUCUCUUAUGGCCAGGUUGCUUAUAUGAGUAUGUUUUGGUUUGGUGGUAGGUUUUUUUAAUUUCCAGUACUAAUGGGAUUCUUGACCUUAAUUUCUGAAAACCAAAAACUCAACCAGAUUUGUUAAUUUAAAAUUUUUUAUUAAAAUAAAAAGCACCUUCAGACAGCUGUACCUUCCAUUCAUACUAAGAAAGCAAAAUGAUAAUAGGAUUGAAAACAUUCCCGGCAGAUAUUUCGGUCAAAAAAUUUUUCUGCAGGUCUCUUUGGGGGCUGGUAGAUAGGUCUCCCAAGAGGACACUCGGGAGCUUUUAUUUUAAAAUGAACUUUACCCUUGACCACCCAAGGCUUUCCUCCUGAAUGUUAUGUCCAUUAAUUUGUUCACUUUCAUGUCAGACCUUGGAGCCGUUGUCGUGCUCAGCCAGUGCCACCAUUUCUCUCGCCGAGGUGUAUAAUCACAGGCCUAAUUUUAGUUUGAAGUUAAGUUCCUAGCCUUUAUGGCCUUUGACUCUCUCUCCUAAACCAGCUAACCCUCCCCCCCUCCGCCCACUUUAUUAUGUAUCUUGAAACUGUGGACAUCGAUGAUUUUAGAGUUAGGUUUUACCGGUUGGUAGAGACUAUGCAUCAUGUUUAGAAGGGGAUGAAAACUGGCCUAAAAAAAAAAAAAAAAAAAAAACUUUGUAGAAUACAUGCCUAUUUAAAAAAUAUAUUUUUAUU